AUGUCAUUUGUUGGAGGCGGUCCAGAUUGUGCUGUUGGAAACAAUGCUGUUUCUCAACUAAACAAACAUACUCAACAAGAUAGAUCUUUACAACAACAGGCCUCUUCAUCUCAGCAACAUGGAAUAAACUUACCAAAUCAAGGUUUUAAAAGCAGAGAUAACAUUAUCAAUGCAAGAGAUCGACAAAAUCUUGACCAGUUUAUGAAUGCUGGUUCUCCAUCUGUUCAGGCAAAUUCCUUUCAAUUUCAGCAGAUGAGACACGAACUUAACGGAAUGCAACAUCACCAGCAACCGCAACAACACCAGAAUAACUGGUCUAAGGAUUUUAAGCAGCAAUCGGUAUCGCCUGUCCCACAAAAUGCUUCACCCAUUGUUAAAAACACACAAUGGGCAAACGAGUUUCAGAGUGUGGGGCCGCUGGUUCAACAAUCAUCACAAGCUAUACAUCAGCACCACCCACAAGCUCUAGGAAACCAAAAUUAUACGCUGUAUAGACCCAUGAUGAAUUCAUACCGUCCAAUGAUGAUGAUGGGUGGUGCGGGUGGCAUGUCCUCCUACCAACAGCAACAGCAACAACAGCCAAUGAUGCACCAACACCAACAACCACAAGCAGAUACUCAGAAGCAGGAUUCAACUCAACAGGUUGAUUGGGAUGACCAGUUUAAACAAAUUGAAGAGUUAUCAACGUCUGAGUUGAACAAAGAAGAAGAGGCAACGAAACAAGCCGACGACAAGGAUGAUAUAGUUAUUGAUGACAAGUACCAAGCAACAUUUCAAGAAGUAUGGGAUAGUUUAAAUUCUGAAGCAUUUGAGAAUGAUCUUAUUGAGCAACAGUACGAAGAGUUUAAACAUACCCAACGUGAAACUUUUCCAGCAGAUAUGAAUCAAUGGGAAAGGGAUUUUGCCAAAUAUGCAUCAACAAGAGCCCAUUUCGGAGAUUACAAGUUUGAAGAACAAAGCCAAAACCAAUUUAUGGAUUUACCAGCUGAUCAAGACCCAUAUGAGAUUGGUUUACAGUUGAUGGAGAAUGGGGCAAAGCUUUCUGAAGCUGCAUUGGCCUUUGAGGCUGCAAUCCAGAAAAAUGAAAACCAUGUUGAUGCAUGGUUGAAAUUGGGCGAGGUACAAACACAAAAUGAAAAAGAGAUUGCUGGUAUUUCUGCGUUGGAGAAAUGCCUUGAGUUGCAUCCAGAGAAUGCAGAAGCAAUGAUGAAUUUAGCAAUUUCCUACAUUAACGAAGGAUACGACAAUGCUGCAUUUGCCACCUUGGAGAGAUGGAUAUCUACAAAAUACCCCGCAAUAGCCGAGAAAGCCAGACUCGAGAAUCCUGAAAUUACCGAUGAAGACCGCAUUUCUCUUAAUAACAGAGUCACUGAAUUAUUCCUCAAGGCUGCACAAUUAUCACCGGAUCAUGCUAGUAUGGAUGCGGAUGUUCAAAUGGGGCUUGGUGUGUUGUUCUACGCUAACGAAGAUUUUGACAAGACAAUAGAUUGUUUCAAAGCCGCAUUGAGUAUCAGGCCCAAUGAUGCUGUGUUGUGGAACAGGUUAGGUGCCUCAUUGGCCAAUUCAAAUAGACUGGAGGAGGCAGUAGAGGCAUAUUUCAAAGCAUUGCAGUUGAAGCCAACAUUUGUCAGGGCCAGAUAUAAUCUCGGUGUAUCGUGCAUUAAUAUUGGCUGCUACAAGGAAGCAGUCGAGCAUUUAUUAAGUGGAUUGCUGAUGCAUCAAGUCGAAGGUGUUGAAGGAGAUAACAAUGCUAGCGGUAAUAUGGGAACAUUGAACCACAACCAGUCUACUUCAUUGACUGAAACAUUGAAGAGAGCAUUUAUUGGUAUGGAAAGAAGAGACUUGGUUGAGUUGGUGAAACCCAACAUGGAUUUAAACCAAUUUAGAGGCGAAUUUAACUUUUGA
Molecule: messenger RNA, 1905 nt
Organism: Lodderomyces elongisporus
Lineage: Eukaryota; Fungi; Ascomycota; Pichiomycetes; Serinales; Debaryomycetaceae
Gene: PEX5
Product: Pex5p
Exons: 1
Coding region: 1-1905 (634 amino acids)
Biological process (GO): protein import into peroxisome matrix, docking
Cellular component (GO): cytosol; peroxisomal membrane
Molecular function (GO): protein binding
Source: RefSeq, a predicted model, not a curated record